GAUUCUUUUUAAAAUUUUUCCUCAAGUGCAAUCAGAAUUGUUUGAAAACAGCAGGAAACCCAAGGGAUAUGAGACGGUUUCAGGUUGUGUUGUCAACAACGGUGAAUGUGGAUGGACAUGUGCUGGCUGUUUCCGACAACAUGUUUGUUCAUAACAACUCCAAGCACGGACGGAGAGCAAGAAGACUUGACCCAUCGGAAGCUACCCCCUGCAUCAAAGCCAUUAGCCCAAGCGAAGGCUGGACCACAGGAGGAGCUAUGGUCAUCAUCAUCGGGGACAACUUCUUUGAUGGCCUCCAAGUGGUGUUUGGGACCAUGCUUGUAUGGAGUGAGCUAAUAACCCCACAUGCCAUCAGAGUGCAGACUCCUCCUCGGCAUAUCCCUGGAGUAGUGGAAGUGACAUUAUCUUAUAAAUCCAAGCAGUUCUGCAAAGGAGCCCCAGGAAGGUUCAUUUACACAGCAUUAAAUGAACCCACCAUAGACUAUGGCUUCCAGAGACUGCAGAAAGUCAUCCCGCGGCAUCCUGGUGAUCCUGAGAGAUUGGCUAAGGAAAUGCUGUUGAAAAGAGCAGCAGAUCUAGUAGAAGCCCUUUAUGGCACCCCACACAAUAACCAGGACAUCAUCUUGAAGCGAGCUGCAGACAUUGCCGAAGCCCUGUACAGUGUCCCCAGGAAUCCCAGCCAGAUCCCAGCUCUCUCCAGCUCCCCGGCUCACAGUGGCAUGAUGGGAAUCAAUUCCUAUGGCAGCCAGCUUGGCGUCAGCAUUUCAGAGUCAACACAAGGGAAUAAUCAAGGAUACAUCCGCAACACCAGCAGCAUCUCUCCACGGGGAUACUCUUCCAGCUCCACGCCUCAGCAGUCUAAUUACAGCACCUCCAGCAACAGUAUGAACGGCUACAGCAACGUCCCCAUGGCCAACCUGGGUGUCCCAGGAUCACCCGGCUUUCUAAAUGGCUCACCUACCGGCUCCCCAUAUGGAAUUAUGUCGUCGAGUCCCACCGUUGGAUCUUCCAGUACAUCCUCCAUCCUCCCGUUUUCCUCUUCGGUAUUUCCUGCUGUCAAGCAGAAGAGUGCCUUUGCCCCUGUCAUCAGGCCCCAAGGCUCACCUUCACCUGCCUGCUCCAGUGGCAAUGGAAACGGAUUCAGAGAUCUUGCAAUACGGGAAUGGAAGAAGAAAUCAACUCCACGUAGACAAAAGCAGUGUUCCUCAAGCCAGGUUCACAGACCUCUGCACGAGGAGUGUGAGGACUGA
Molecule: messenger RNA, 1250 nt
Organism: Galeopterus variegatus (Sunda flying lemur)
Lineage: Eukaryota; Metazoa; Chordata; Mammalia; Dermoptera; Cynocephalidae
Product: transcription factor COE2-like
Exons: 10
Coding region: 69-1250 (393 amino acids)
Biological process (GO): regulation of transcription by RNA polymerase II
Molecular function (GO): RNA polymerase II cis-regulatory region sequence-specific DNA binding; DNA-binding transcription factor activity, RNA polymerase II-specific
Source: RefSeq, a predicted model, not a curated record